AUGGUGACCUUUGAGCUCGCCAAGCCCCACGCUGUGAUCGCCACUCCUGACUUCGAGAGUUUGAGCCUUGACAGCUUCUGGGACCUUGUCGCGGUCGGCCUCGUUCACUUGCCGGUACCGCCCCUGGGUGAGGCCUUUUUGCUAAAGCCCUUGGCGGCCAAGUUCUUUCUGCUCUUCUACCAGCACAGCCGGCGAAGCCAUGGCCGAAGAGGAGAAGGGCACCGGGGCCUGGACCAGCGUGAGAUGAGCUGGUGGGUCUCUUCCUUGGACCUGUCCAGUACAGCUCGCUACAACCUUGCUGCCCGUUGGCUUCUUCGACAACAGGGCAUAGUGCGACAGCGCGGUGAGGAGUUUGACCCUUCGGAGCUGACCUACAAGCCGGCCGAGGUGGUUGUGGACCCGCAGACCGGCGAGGACGUGGAGCUGACCCCGGUCGACUACCUGGCCGGCCUGAACAAGUUGCUGGACGCCCUGGAAUCCAUCAACGGCCAGUCCACUUUGGACAAACGAGGAGAACUUCGACAGCAGUUCUACGUGGACUUGAAACGGAAGGCGGGCGAGCGCAUGUCGGAGUUCUGCACCAGAUUCAGAACCCUCACUGCUGACCUUCGUGCUGAAGGAGUUCUUCUACCAGAUGGUGAACUGGGAUGGUUCCUGAAGGAAAAGCUCGGGUUGGACCCGCUGCGGAAGCAGCUGUUGGAGACCGCGCUCCAGGGCAACGAGAAUUACUCGGCCAUUGAGCGCGAGGUGCUGCGGCUGUUCAAGGCGGAUGUUUGGUGGCGGAUCCUCCGGCAGUUCGGUGGCUACACCUAUUUCGGCAUCGGCGUCUACGGCACCUUCGUCGCGCGCUUCGUGGUCUUCGUCGGCGCAACAGCCAAUGUCGCUGAGGUUGCCGAGGAGGAGGAGCUGGACGAGGAGCCGGACGGUGAGGACAAUGGUGCCGGCCCAGAUGUGGCCGGUAGUCUUGAAGACACGAUCAAAACCGAGGCGGAAGUCUUGGCCACCGAGCUGGAGGCCGCUGAGGAGGAAGGCGUCGACCCGGAGUUAUUGGAUAGCGUUGAAGCCGGCUUCGAGCAGGCCGCCGAGACACUGGUCACCAUGCGGGAGGCCAGGACCAGGCUUGCCGAGGUCCGCAAGGACCGUGGAUAUGGCCGCGCUCAAGAUCCUGGUGGCCGGAAACCCCCAGCCACUGCUCAGGUGGCGACGCGGAAAGCCUCUGGGAAGCACCCCUGCUUUGAUUGCGGGCAGAGCGGCCAUUGGGCUGGGGAUCCUGAAUGCACUCGACCUGGUGCUGGCGCCGGCCGCAACACAGCCGCCAAGGGUGCCGGCAAGACCAAGCACGUUAAGCAGGUGAAGGUUGUGGAGAACCUGAACCCCGACCACCAGGUGCAGAUCACCGAGCACACCCCGGUCCAUGAAGUAGCUGUAGUUGACGUGAUGAACCUUGAGCAAGCUUUGCAGAGCUCGAGUGAAAAGCAGUCGGUCACCCCCGGAUUGCACGGUGACAAACAGCUGGUCGGUGCCCUGGACUCUGCGGAGUCUAUGAUCAGCCAGAAGACUUGGCCUCGGCGUCACCAUCAACGAGGGCAAGAUCGUUUCACGGCCAUGAACCUCAAGGACUGUUGUCAUCUGCGCGACCGGAUGGGCUACAAGUCCGCCUUCGUGGAGGACUCGGCUCUGAUGGGCAUGUUGGCAGCUCGUGCACUUCGUGGCCAAGCCUCGCUGAUCAAGAAGAACGCAAUGGAGGAGCAUCAGGCCGAGGCUCGAGCCCUGCUCGCCCAGGGCCAGCAGAUGGAAGCGGUGCGCUCCAUGAUUGGACCUCGGGGCGGGCUACCUUCACUCAAGAGCGACCUCGUGCGCCUCGCCACCCUGUUGCACCUGGCCGUGGACAGCAAAGACACGGUGGAGUCCCUCAAGAGCAAGAUCCGUGGCCCUCUGGCCACCAUCAUGGAAACUUACAAGGCGGGGAAGGCCCCCGCAUCAAGCCCCUCAGCAGUCAAGGUUGUGAGCGAGAAGCCUUCGUCGUCGCUGGCGGCCGCACCCACACCGUCAUCUCCCGCGGUCAUGAAUGUCGAGGAGAUCGAGUCCAAGGUGGUGGACAUGAUGGCCAGGCAGGAGGAGCGGUUUCAGACCAUGCUGACGCAGGUUUAUCAGCACGUCCUCCUGCUGCAGAACAAUCAGCAGGUGCCUGGAAUGGCGGCCAGCCAACAGAGCGAUGGGACCAACUCCUGGAUGGAGAUGAACGUGCAGGACCAGGUCAUGGAGACUAUGUGGUCAGCUGAGAUGGAAUCCUAUUCCCAGGAGGUCUUCUUGACCGAGUUGGACUUGGUGCACCCGCUCAUCACGGAGGUCUAUACCGACACUGAGCCUGUUGCUCGCGCUGCUCGUCGGCGAGGUCAUCGGUCUGGGGAGAGCCUGACCUUGGGCUUUGGCUGGGAUUUCUCCCUCCCCAGCCACCGUUCUGCGGCGGUGCAUCUGAUCAAGGAGAGUAAGCCCUACUGCGUGGUGUUGGCCUUUCCUUGUGGACCUUGGUCGGCCCUGAUGCGGUUGAAUCCGGCCAAGGACCUGGCUGAGCGCCGACGAGCUGCCAAAGUUUUGGUUGAUUUUGCUGCUGAAGUUGCACUGCUACAACUCCGUGAAGGUCGGCACUUCAUCAUGGAGAAUCCUCGAGGUUCUGAUGCUUGGAAGCUGCCGAUCGUGCAACGACUGCUACAACAUCCGCGGGUUCGCUCGGUCUACAUCGACCAGUGCGCCUUCGGCCUCAAAUCGGCCGGCGGAGAGCUGCACCAGAAGCCAACCAGAUUGGUGACUAGCAGUCAAGCGCUGGUUUCCAGGGUUCGUGGCGGAAAAUGUGAUCGCUCACAUCAUCAUGCGCCAGUACUCGGGGGUCGCAAGAUCACAGAGCCGGCGGGACACUACCCCGAUCGCCUCGCCCAGGCGAUGGUGCAAGGGCUGGAGGACCAGUUCAACUUUGAAACGUGGUUGGUCCAUCGGAACCUGGAACAGGAACAGAAUGAGGUGAUGGUGGUCGAUCCUGGCGAUCCGGACUUUGAGGCGGAGCCGUCUUCGGGCGAGGAGGUGGAUGAUCUUCCCCAGGCUAGCGAGAAGCUGACCAUUCCUGCUGCAAUUCGGAACGCAGUGUACCGACUUCACGAGAACACUGGGCAUCGCAGUGGACGUCGCCUUGCACGAGCCCUUGUUGUUUGUGGAGCCCCUCGUGAAGCUGUGGCGGCAGCGCGUCAGCUCAAAUGCUCAGUAUGUGCUGAACGCCGGCCUCCGAAGGCUGCUCGGCCUGCCGGACUACCCUCGGUUCGAGAUGCCGGUGAACGAGCUCACAUCGACUUCUUGAUCGUGGAGGAUGUCUUCCGAGUGCCCUACGUGGUUUGCCACAUCACCGACUCUGUCACUCGGUACCAGAUGGCGGACAUCCUGGAGAACAAAUCUACCGAGGCGGUAGUGAACUUCCUACAGCAACGCUGGUUGCCGGUGAUGGGUUUGGACGGCAUGCGCCUGGCCUUGGGAGAAGCGGUGGAGGCCUACAACACCGAUGUGAAUGAGGAGGGCGUCACGCCGCUUCAGUUGGCACGAGCGAGAUCGUCUACCUACGAGAAGGUCCCCAAGCCAGGUGACCUUUGCUACUUCUGGCGAGAGCAGAAGUACAACAACCCCCGGAAGUCUGGUGGAAUGGGUGCCAACGCCUUCUUGUCCUUCAAGGGCCAGCUCACCAAGUGCCCCCUGGAGCAUAUCCGGCCGGCAUCAUCCUUGGAGCAGAUUGCGGCGGACUCUUGGGAGGAGGCCAUCCGGGAGGAGAACAUGGCGAUCCUGCUGGUGCUGCUGAUGGUCCGGGACUACCUGGCCAAGAGGCGGCUGUUCAUGGAGCUCUACCGGUUCCUUCAGCUGUACCUCACCCCGUCGCCGGCGGUGAAUCAGGACUCGGUGGAGGGUGGAACGGCCAUGCCUGGCACUCCGGUACCGGAUCUAGAGGAAUCUGUGGCUUCAGCUUCACUGCCGGAUGACCCCAACCUGUCGCAGCCCGCGUUCGAGGCCUUGACGAUGUCGUCAACUGAGAUUGACCGCAUUGCGACAGAGACUGAUGGUGUGCAUCCUCUACUUCGACUACAAGCGCUUGCUGAAAAUGAUCGACGGCAUCCGCUGGAGUGCCUGGAUGCUGAUCAUGGGAGCUGGGAUGGCAGAUGGUCUCACAUUUGCCAGGCUGAAUGGAACCUCAUGCGGGAGCUCGGUGAGAAGUUUCCCAAUGGUGACUGUCACAAUGUGGCUGCGGUCCAGACUGCGAGAAAGGAGUAUCCCUGGAAGCCCAUGCCGGAGCCCACGAAACAUGCGUUUCGAGAGGCCGCCGUGAAGAACUGGAAGGCCUAUGUGGAUAACAACGCCAUCAAGGUCCUCUCGCUUCAGGAGUCUCGUGCGGUGAAGCGCGAGUUGGCCAGGCGUGACGCUCCGACGGGUUCGAGAAUCUCGCAGCACUUGCUCUUCAUCAUGGCGAGCGCUCACCCCGGCUGGGCCCUCAUCUCGGCAGAUGUGAAGUCAGCGGAACACAGCUUGAACGACAUUGGCAAGGAGCUUGGCUUUGGCAGCCUUGAAAGAACAUGUUUUGUCUGGUGCGGAAAGAAGAUCCGUCGGGCAGAGGAUGGGACAAUCCGCCUCAGCAUGGUUGAAUACCACCAGAACCUCAAGCCGAUGUACUUGUCUCGUCAUCGACGCUCAGAUCCCAUGGCCCUACUUGCUCCUGCAGAAGUUCGGCAACUUCGAGCAUUGCUGGGCUCGCUGCAAUGGCUGGUGGCACAGCUGCGAUUCGACAUGUCCUAUGUGGUGUCGUCGUUGCAGGGCGAAUCGCCCACGGUCGGUACCGCCAUCAGGGCGAAUUCCGCCGUGCAAGCCUUCAAGGAGGAUGUGAACUUUGAGAUGGUUUUCAGGCCGCUGGAUUGGGAAAAGGCUGGGAUCAUGGUGGUGACAGAUGCAGCUCUUGGCAAUGUCACUCGAUUUGGCACUGAUGGCGCGGCGCCUCUGGAGAAGGUCUUCUCGCAGGCCUGCUACUUCGUGUUGGUUGCAGACGCCGACCUGAUGAACGGCAAGACUGGCCGGUUUAACAUCUUGGAUGCCCGGAGCCAUAGGGUUCCCCGUGUAUGUCGCUCCAGCUAUGCAGCUGAAACUCUCAGCGCCGAAGAGGCCUUCGAUGUUGGGCAGUUGUGCAGGGGUUUCUUCGCCUCGCUCAAGGGCAAGUCCGUGGUCGGCAAGGAGUUCGAGAGGAACAUCGACACGGUGGGCCUGACGGUGGUGGUGGACGCGAAAGACGUCUACGAUAAGUCCAAUUCGGACACCGCGAGCUAUGGCUCGCAGAAGUCCUUGGCCUUCACGGUGGCUUGGAUGCGUGCCUUCCUGAGGCGUCCUAACACAGCCCUCAAGUGGACCUCCACGGAGAACAUGUGGGUCGAUGGUGGCACCAAGGCCAUGGAUUUGACUCACAUGAGGAAGAUUAUCAAGACCGGUUCCUGGUCGGUUUCCUACUCCCCGGACUUUGUGAAACAGGUGCACAAGGCGGCCAAGAAAGUUCCUAAGGUAUCUGCAUGCGCAGUGCUUCCUGGAGAUGCAGUUGGCGGAGAUGAUCCGAUACUUGCCCACCUCAUGGCCUUGGGGGAACAACGCGGCUGGCAUGCGCGAGCCGGUGUCGGCAUCAACGUGGCUACAUCAGCCAAGUCCUUUCGGACGCCUGAGCCCCGGUUUUCUGCAGAGUCUUUGCCCCUCCGCACCACGUUUGGUCGUUUCCAGCACGAGACCGGACAGUACGAGUGGAGGCGCUUGGAGGAUGCCUUGCGGUACGGCAGCCUAGCCAACCCGCACGGCAUGAUUGGACGGACCGAGAAGGUGGAGGACGCCACCGUGAUCCAGCGCAUGCAAGACAUGGUGGACGAGACCUUCAAGGGAUGGGGCCGCAGCUUGACAUGA
Effrenium voratum is the source of this 5961-nucleotide messenger RNA. The record is from the annotation of a GenBank genome assembly. NCBI's taxonomy places the organism in Eukaryota, Dinophyceae, Suessiales, Symbiodiniaceae.